AUGGCAUCCCUGACUAGCACGAUUCAAUCUGGAUUAUUCUCGUACGGCAGACCCACGCCAACAGUUGCGGCAAGGCCACGGCGGAUGGUGGUGGUGAAAGCCGCGGAGGCAAUCAACCCAGAUAUCAGGAAAACUGAAGAUAAAGUGGUGGAUUCAGUCGUUGUCACUGAACUCGCCAAACCCCUCACUGCCUACUGCAGGUGUUGGAGGUCUGGGACUUUUCCUUUAUGUGAUGGAAGCCAUGUGAAGCAUAAUAAGGCUACGGGAGAUAAUGUUGGACCUCUGCUCCUCAAGAAGCAGUAA
Molecule: messenger RNA, 303 nt
Organism: Fraxinus pennsylvanica
Lineage: Eukaryota; Viridiplantae; Streptophyta; Magnoliopsida; Lamiales; Oleaceae
Source: the annotation of a GenBank genome assembly